AUGGUGCACAACGAAAGCGGCAACGAGGCAUCAGUCUCGUCAGUAUACUGGAACAUGGCGGCGGAGUCGCUCAAGGGUAGCCAUUUGGAAGAGGUGAAGAGAAUGGUCAAUGAUUACCGGAAGCCGGUGGUGAAGGUGGGAGGGGAGAGCCUGACGAUAGGGCAGGUGGCGGCGAUUUCGAACCACGACGGGGGUGUGCGCGUGGAGCUGUCGGAGGAGAAGCGGGCUGGGGUGAAGGCCAGCAGUGACUGGGUGAUGGAUUCAAUGGGGAAGGGUACAGACAGCUACGGUGUGACCACCGGGUUCGGUGCAACCUCGCACCGGAGAACCAAAAACGGAGAAGCUCUUCAGAGAGAGCUGAUCAGAUUCUUGAAUGCCGGAAUCUUUGGCAGCAGCUUAGACUCUAAUCACAAAUUGCCUCACACCGCAACAAGGGCGGCCAUGCUAGUGAGGAUCAACACCCUCCUCCAGGGUUACUCAGGCAUCAGGUUUGAAAUCCUUGAAGCCAUUACCAAAUUCCUCAACGGCAACAUCACCCCAUGCCUGCCUCUUCGGGGCACCAUCACCGCGUCGAGAGACUUGGUUCCCCUCUCCUACAUUGCUGGGCUUUUGAUAGGCAGGCCCAACUCAAAGUGCAUUGGGCCUAACGGAGAGACCCUAACCCCAGCUGAGGCCUUUAAGUUGGCUGGAAUUGAGGGUGAUUUCUUUGAGUUGCAACCCAAGGAAGGCCUCGCUUUGGUGAAUGGCACUGCUGUUGGGUCUGGAAUGGCUUCCGUUGUGCUGUUUGAGGCCAACACUCUAGCUGUUCUCGCCGAAAUCAUGUCAGCAAUUUUCGCUGAAGUUAUGCAAGGAAAGCCGGAGUUUACAGACCACUUGACUCACAAACUGAAGCACCACCCUGGCCAGAUUGAAGCUGCAGCCAUAAUGGAGCACAUUCUUGACGGAAGCUCCUACAUCAAAGAAGCCAAGAGGGUUCCUGAAAUGGACCCUCUUCGAAGGCCUAAGCAAGACAGAUACAGAUAUGCUCUAAGAACCUCCCCACAAUGGCUAGGCCCCCUGAUUGAGGUGAUCAGAGCCAAUGUUUUAAAAUGCUGA
Messenger RNA from Rosa rugosa (rugosa rose), 1095 nucleotides. Its product is annotated as phenylalanine ammonia-lyase 1-like. The transcript is spliced from 2 exons. Gene Ontology annotation, cellular component: cytoplasm. NCBI's taxonomy places the organism in Eukaryota, Viridiplantae, Streptophyta, Magnoliopsida, Rosales, Rosaceae. The coding region runs from base 1 to 1095 and encodes 364 amino acids. Gene Ontology annotation, molecular function: phenylalanine ammonia-lyase activity. The record is from RefSeq and is a predicted model, not a curated record. Gene Ontology annotation, biological process: L-phenylalanine catabolic process.